This is a messenger RNA of Gadus macrocephalus (Pacific cod), 1214 nucleotides long. It is a transcript of the gene pagr1, whose product is annotated as PAXIP1 associated glutamate-rich protein 1. NCBI's taxonomy places the organism in Eukaryota, Metazoa, Chordata, Actinopteri, Gadiformes, Gadidae. The record is from RefSeq and is a predicted model, not a curated record. The transcript is spliced from 5 exons. The coding region runs from base 242 to 1090 and encodes 282 amino acids.
UUAGUGGCACUGCGCGGUCGCUCAAAGUCAGUAGGUUCGGUUCAAAAUGGCGCUAUGUUUACCUGUCCUUAGGCAUAGGACCCGAACGCUUUUUCUAGUUUAACCGCCUCAUUUGUCAUUAUAAUAUCCAGGAUUUAUCCCCAUGAGGUGAACUGAUGCUUUUAUUCUUUGGAAAUAUCGUCUAUCGGGACAUCUGCGACUUAACUGGUAUGCAAUAGGAUAAAUUGCGGCUGCUGACGGGAUGCAAGCCGAGGCGAUGGAGCCCUCGCUGCGGGAGGGCAUCGAGGCGCUGGCGGUUGGCGACAAGACCGCAGGAGAGAAGGAGGAGAAAAGCGGGGACCUUGGUAUUAAUGACGUCAAGAUGGUAGAAGCAACUGUUGAAGAAACCACUUCACCGGAUGAGAAGACAAAUAAUGGAGGGGAGGAGGGCGGAGGAGAGGGGCAGGAGUCCCAGCGAGGAGACUCCCUCCUGGGGUCGGAUGGAGGCGAGAAGACUGGGGAGGUGGAGGAUGAGGAGGAGGAGGAGGAAGAAGAGUGGGAGGUCCCGUACAGUGACGAGGAGUUGGAGCAGCCCCGCACGUGGAUGCCCCCGCCUGCCGAGAUCAAGCGUCUGUACGAGAUCCUGGCGAAGGGGGAGGCACUGGAGCUGAGCUUCGAGCCCCUCCCUCGCCGGCCCCCCACGCCGGAGCGCACCCCCUCUCCCGAGAGAGAUGACGAUGAGGACGACGACGUCAACGAGAGCGAGCGGGCUGGCGGAGAGAGCAAGGUUGUGUCUCCGACUGAGUUUGACUUUGACGAGGAGAAGACGCAAGCCACUCCGAAAAGCUCCUUCAUCAACCGACGCAGAACGCCAGGCUCCUCAGCCCGCUCUUCUGUGAAGCGUGAGGCGCGUCUGGACAAGGUUCUGUCCGACAUGAAGCGCCACCGGCGAAUGGAGGAGCAGAUCCUGCGGACGGGGCGGGACCUGUUUAAGAGUGACAAGCGUGUCGAGGAGCCGCUGUCCCCCAACAGUCAGAAGGAGCGGGAGAAGGAGCGGGAGAGAGACAGCAACCCAGACACCAUCUUCUCUCCUAGGCAAAGGAGAUAUUGAGAGACACCAUCGCACCCAGAGGACCUCUUUCUUUGAAACUUGAAUUUUAUAUCCGUCUUGGACUUUUGUAUGUUUUUUAAGCAUGUUUUGUAAUAACAGUAAUAAACCCUUUAUUCAAUGUAAA